AUAUAUAUAUAUAUAUAUUUAUAUAUAUAUACAGUCAAACCAAAAUUUAUUCAGACACCUUGAACAUUUCAUUCAUUAAUACAGUUUAUUCACUAUAGUUUAAAAAAAAUGGUAACAAAAUAUGACAAGAUCUCAGAGUUAAAUUGUGUCAGAAAAAAAAAUAAAUUAAUUAUGUCAGAUAACACUUAAGCAAAACAUGAUCAGGACAAAGUGUCUGAAUAAUUUUUGGAUCAAAAUCAGUUCAGUUUUUUUGGGUAUAAUAUGUCACAGUUUACUUUAUUUUGCUAUCCUCACUUACAUAAAUGAACUAUAGUGUCCUGCACCCAGUAGUAAAAAUAUAUCAAAAAUAUAAAAAAUGUCUUUUUGGUUUGACUGUAUAUAUAUUAAAUUUAAUCUUGUAUUUGUAAUCUUGUUAUAUUUAUUUUAUUAACAUAUAUUAUAAAUACAAUAAAUGGUAUUUUUGUAUUAGUUGCAUUUGACUAUGCAACAUAUAUUUUACAGUAAAAAAAAGUUUUUUUUUUUUUUAAAUAAAAAAAGUAUUUUACAAUCGCAAUUAAUAUAAUAAUUCUGCUUUAAUAAUACUUUAGUUCAGUUGUUGUAUUAUCAAACUGCCACCCUGCAUGUAUUUUUAUAUUUUCUUGUAUGUCUUAAACAGCGAGAUGAACAUAUUUUUCUCCUGCACCUAAUCCGCUUUAUGACAGAAACCAUUUGGUAUACAAAAGACAUUUUAAACUUGAGAUCUUGGGAAUAAAACACUGACAAAUGUCAAAGACCAUGUCCUAAAUUUCACUCUCAGCUGAGUGAUUCUGUUCAUUGAAAAUAGUGUUUCUACAUUAAUAAUCACCGCCUGGAGCAAAGCGAUUCUGGAACAGGGUUGCCAGGUUUUCACAACAAAACCUGCCCAACUGCUACUAAAAACUAGCCCAAAACCAGCCCAAUCGCAUUUUACACAGUAAAAAUCGCAUUCCAGGGGCUAAAUAUCAUGUUAUUUGGGGUCGCUUCAACCCGCAGACAUGAAAAACAACCUGCAGCAACAGUGUUAAAGUAGCCUAAUUCCAAGUGAAAACUGUGGACUUGGCAACACUGCUCUGGAAGGCCUUUUCCAUUAAGGCCACAUCAUUAUUGGAGUUGUGACCUUGUUGGCUUUUAUUUUUAUGCUAUUGGUUGCUUUGUCACACAGAGUCCUCAGAGACACAGAAUGCCAUAGAUGAGUAUAAUGGGGCUAAAUAAGGAAAAAGAGGUUCCAGAUUCUAAAAUAAUAAAAUAAAUAAACUAAAUAUAUAUAAAGUGUUAAACUAAAUAUCUUUUUUUUUUUUUCAGAUAAAUGCUAAUUAUUGCUAACAACACAUAAACAAUAAUUGGUGUAAAAAAUUACAAUGAUAAAAUCGCACAUUUAGACAUUUUUAGAAUGGAUAUUUAGAUAAUUAACGUCCAGGUCAACCUAACAAUAAGUAAAAAAUGCCAAGCGUAUAUGUUAUAGGCUGUGUAUUCACCCACACUGCACAGUGAAUGUAAUCCUAUUAGAGAAGAUUUAGAGGAUAAGAUGUCUGUCAGCCCAUAGUAACACUGUUCAUUGCACAGCAUUUCCUACCAACAAUGAGUGAGCGAGAGAAAGGAAGAUAUACUUUCCUGCCACAUUCCCAAUGACAAGGAGAUUUGCCUGUCUGGCGAAAGGUAACUUUGCUUAUCUCAUUUGUUAAUUUGAUUAUCUUUUCAUUUGCUGGCAUUUCAAAGGCUUUUAUUAUAGUCUUUGGAAUUUCAGGAUGCAUUAUGCUCAUGAAUGGUGUGUGCAUCUGUAAAGCUGGAUCUGUUUUCAGUGACGUGAUCAUAUAGUAAUGUUGAAGGCUUGUUGUACCUCUAAUGAUCUCUAAAUGCACUUUGAGGGCAAAAUGCUUGAUGAAUCAAGACUCAGUGGACAAUAUGAGUCAAUAAAUAUGCAAUAGGCAUUAGAUAAUAUUCUUUCAAAAUCUGCAUCACACAAAUCAAAUAAGAAUCUUGAAACAACAGAACUGUACAUGUACAUGAUGUACACACUAGGCCCGGUCCUAUUAUCAGAUAUGAAUGCAGAAUCACUGACCUUUCAUUAUUAAGUGCUUUUUAGAAUUGAUAUUACUAGCACACACAUAACUAUACUCUAAAGUCAAGAUAUUACAUCUAGCUCAUAUUUGAACACAGUGCUGGGAAGAUUACUUACACAUUGUAAUCAGAUACUGAUUCCAAAUUACAUGACACAAAUUGUAGUUAGUAAUGUAAUCUAAAUCACUCAUUUUAGGUAAUGUAUUCUGACUACUUUCUGAUUACUUUUUAGAUUACUUUUGACCUAACUCGUUUAUCACAUUGAUUUGAAUAGGAUAAUCUUGUACCAUACUGAUAUAAAAAUACAAAGAGAAAGAAUAUUAAUUUCUUUCUUUAUCAACAACAUGAAGUCCAUUAUAUAUUGCAUUCCCCAGAAUGAGGUUCGUGAGUUUAAUGAAAAGCUAUUAAGUCAAAUUUUUUAAAUAAAAACCAUCAAAAUAAAAUAUUUACUAAAAAAAUUGACUCACUGAAUUAUAAUUCAAAUAAUAAUUAAUGUUUUCAUUAGGAGCUGAUUAUGUAAUGAUGUUGAGUCUAUGGAUUUGUUGUGUCAUGCUGAAUCCGGGGAUACCGAUUUUGCCAGGAUCGGAUGAAUCAUCGGGCCGCCAUUUUGAAUUUUGUCAUAAAUUGCAAUAUCUUUUAAACGAAUUGACAUAUCGGCACAAAAUUUCGUGGGUAUCAUCAUUAGCAUGUCCUAAAGGUACCUGAGAAGUUUGAACACAGCGCCACCUAGUGUUCCAGAGAUAUACGUUUUUUUGUUUUGUUUUUUUGCAAAAACGCAAAUAACUUUUUGAAAACAGUUCAAAAUUUGUUUUCUUUGUGUCAUGACAUUCCCUGGCUUAUGCCGAUUCUGAUGAUGUGUCAUUUUCCUUCUUUUGUCUACUCCUCUGACAAAUAUUGUCCAAUUUUGUCCAAAAUCUGAUCAUAUAAUCUUUGAAAAAUGACUGAACGGAUUUUUGAUAUCUGCUACCGUUCCCAAGAAAUACCUCUUCGAAGCUGACAUUUGCCUCUGUUUGUUUUCUUAUGCUAGGCUUAUUUGCCAUUCUUUAUAUGUGGCACUUUAGCUAUCAGGUUAACCAUAAGCUACAUUAACAUUAAGUUAGUUUAGCAUGCUAAUCUGGUUAACAUGCCAAUUAAUGCUUUUGUGUGCUCAUUCUCACACUGAAAGCUCUCCUUGGCAGCCUGGUAAAGCAACGUCAACAGGUGUCUGUUAUGACAUCUGCCCUGAACCUUUCGCAUCCUGUCCAAGAAGUUUCACCUGUUCCAGACAUUGCUUCUCACUGAGGAUGAUCUGAUCUGAACUUAUUAAUUAUAACAUACAGUGCAAUUUUAUACAAAAAUCUUAACAGGGGUUUGACCUUUUGAGAUUCACAUAGUAGAGCCUUUGAUUGAUCAGUGUGUUGAGCUUUGAUGUGCUUGCUGUACAUGCUGUGCUUGAUCUGCUUAUAAUGCUUGCUAGCUUGGCUCCGCAUUGCUGGUUGCAGCUAUAUUUUUAUGUAUUUUUGUGUCAAUGAGUGUCAUCAUUCUAUUAUUUCUUUACGCAGAAUGCUGGGUGGCAAUCUGUUUAGGAUCUCAAUUACCUCCCAUCUGCUCUGGAGAGGUCUAGUGGCAGCAUUAAACCAUGGGGAAAUAAGUUUUACCAGUCUGAGAACCCAAACAGGAUUCAGGGUCUGAUGAGGAUUUCACUCCCCAGUCCUUACUUUUCUGGAAAACUUCAGUCUUUUGCAGAAUGAGGUUGUCUGUGAUGUAUGCUUUUUGGUCAGCAUGGGCCCAAUUUCUUGGUGUCAAAUCCAAAGACGCUGUUGAAGAGUCUAAAACAGACACUUCUCAGGGUAACACACAUCGAGUUAGCAGUGGUCUAAUGCAGUGUGGUGAAUACAGCAAUGAAGUGAUGCCAAAUGGACAGUGUCGUUUAAUAGCCACAUUACCCCAGCUGGAGGAACAGCGGUGUCCUGACAUGUUCCGCUGUACAGAUGAGGUCUCCUACUGGCUGCGUGAGAAUGAAGAACGCAAGCAGCAGAUGCAGGACCUGAAAGAGACCAUCUCAGAGCUUCAAGAGGAGCUGAGGAAUCACAGGCAUCGCAUCAAAGUGCUGGAGUUGCAGAGCGAGGAGAAGUAUGGAGUAAACUCGUCUUUAGAGCAUCGCUUUCACACGCUGCAGCAGAUCUAUGAAGAGGCCAAUGCGCUGCUGCAUAUCCACGGAUCACUCAUCUAUGAAAUGCAAACACAAAUUCGCAACCUCACUAUGAUAGUAGACCGUGUGAGGCGCAAUCCAGGCUGUAUGAUCAAUAUCAUCCGCACAAGCCCGCUUCUCAGCGCCCAAGAUACCCUUCACCCAGAGGUUCAGCACGUAAGAAACUGUCCAAUUGACUGUGCAUCACUGUUCUACAAUGGAGUCCACCGAUCUGGGAUUUUUACUGUUGUGCCCUCGUUGGGAUCGACUCCAGUGGAAGUUUAUUGUGAUAUGGAGACUCAAGGAGGUGGAUGGACCAUGUUUCAACGUCGGCAGGAUGGAAAGGUCAAUUUUAACCGAAAAUGGACAGAAUACAGGGAUGGCUUCGGAGAUCUGCAUGCAGAAUUCUGGCUGGGAAAUGACCACAUCCAUGAUAUCUCCAGCCAGGGAGAGUAUUCCCUUCGCAUUGACCUCGAGGACUGGAAUGGCAAGCACAAACACGCACUGUACCAGAACUUCUGGUAAACUUUUGGAAAGAUAGUCUGAUUACUUCAACUAAGAACAUUUCCUUAUUUUUUGAUUUCAGUAUACUUUGAUAAAAUAAUUUAAUAAUAUUAAAUAUUAUUAAUACAUUUAAAUUAGAAAAAAUACAAUUAAUAAUAGUAAUAUGAAGGCUUGUUUCCGCCAUGGAAUAAGAAAAUAAAAAUUGCCACUUUUUAUCCUGCAAUUGCAAGUUUAUAUUUCACAAUUCUGAGAAAAAAGUCAGUCAUGUGAGUUUAUAUCUUGCAAUAUGUUUUUCUCAGAAUUGUGAAUUUUUUGCAAUUAUGCUUAUAUUGCACAAUUCUGACUUUUUUAAAUCUUGCUGUUCAGUUAAUAUCUCACAAUUCUGACUUUUUUUCUUCGCAAAUCCGAGUUUAUAUCUCACAAUUCUGAGAAGAAGAAAAAAAAAAAAAAUCAGAAUUGUGAGUUACAGGCCCGGUUUCACAGACAGGGCUUAGAUUAAGCCAGGAUUAGGCCUUAGUUCAAUUAGGGCAUUAAAGAAUAUAAACAUGCCAUAAAAAACAUUACUGGUGUGCAUCUUGAGACAAAACAAUGGCCCUGACAUUUUUUAAUAUAAGUCAGUCUAAGUUGCUUUCAGUUACAACAGCUCAAACAUGCAUUUUAGCCUGGGACUAGCUUAAGCCUUGUCUGUGAAACUGGGGGAUAUUCUCACAAUUGCAAGAAAAAUUGUGAGUUUAUAUCUUAAAAUUCUGAUUUUUUCUCCCAAUUGUGCUUAUAUUGCACAAUUCUGACUUUAUCUCGCUGUUCAGUUUAUCUCACAAUUCUGACUUUAUUUCUCGCAAUUCCGAGUUAAUAUCUUACAAUUCAGAGAAGAAAAAAAAAAAAUAUCAGAAUUGUGAGAUAAACUGAGUAACAAGAUAAAAAUCAAUUCUCUCAAUUAAAUACUGUCAAGUCAAUUCUGACUUGCACUGAUCAGGCAUAACAUUAUGACCACCUUCCUAAUAUUGUGUUGGUCCCCCUUUUGCUGCCAAAACAGCCCUGACCCGUCGAGGCAUGGACUCCACUAGACCCCUGAAGGUGUGCUGUGGUAUUUGGCACCAAGAUGUUAGCAGCAGAGUCCUGUAAGCUGCCAGGUGGCGCCUCCAUGGAUCUGACUUGUUUGUUCAGCACAUCCCACAGAUGCUCGAUUAAAAUGAGAUCUGGGGAAUUUGGAGGCCAAGUUAACAAAUCAAACUCUUCAAACCAUUCCUGAACCAUUUUUGCUUUGCAGCAGGGCGCAUUAUCCUGCUGAAAGAGGCCACAGCCACCAGGGCCAGCCUUCGCUCUCCACGUGCAUCAAUGAGCCUUGGCCGCCCAUGACCCUGUCGCCGGUUCACCACUAUUCCUUCCUUGGACCACUUUUGAUAGAUACUGACCACUGCAGACCGGGAACACCCCACAAGAGCUGCAGUUUUGGAGAUGCUCUGACCCAGUCGUCUAGCCAUCACAAUUCAGCCCUUGUCAAACUCGCUCAAAUCCUUACGCUCGCCCAUUUUUCCUGCUUCUAACACAUCAACUUUGAGGACAAAAUGUUCACUUGCUGCCUAAUAUAUCCCAUCCACUAACAGGUGCCGUGAUGAAGAGAUCAUCAGUGUUAUUCACUUCACCUGUCAGUGGUCAUAAUGUUAUGCCUGAUCGGUGUAUAUCGCACAAUUCUGACUUUUUUAUUUUGCUGUUCAGUUUACCUCACAAUUCUGAUGUUUUUUCUUGCUGUUGCGAGUUUAUAUCUUGCAGUUCAGAUUUUAAUUCAGUUUAUAUCUUGCAAUUUUUUUUUGUAAUUGGAGAUAUAACAAUGCGAUGCAUUUUUAUAAACCACUCAAGCAAAAAUAACUUUCUUGCUUUGGCAGGAUUGAGAACGAGGACAACCACUACCGUCUCCAUAUAUCAGGAUUCAGUGGUACAGUUGAGGACUCAUUUGGUUGGUACCAUGACAAGCAAAGCUUCAGCACUCCAGACACAGGUGACAUCUGUGCUGAGAUAUCUCACGG
Messenger RNA from Ctenopharyngodon idella (grass carp), 6774 nucleotides. Its product is annotated as angiopoietin-related protein 7. The transcript has 4 exons. NCBI's taxonomy places the organism in Eukaryota, Metazoa, Chordata, Actinopteri, Cypriniformes, Xenocyprididae. The record is from RefSeq and is a predicted model, not a curated record. The coding region runs from base 3803 to 4771 and encodes 322 amino acids.